This is a messenger RNA of Penicilliopsis zonata CBS 506.65, 1587 nucleotides long. RefSeq lists its product as hypothetical. Gene Ontology annotation, cellular component: membrane. Gene Ontology annotation, molecular function: amino acid transmembrane transporter activity. Bases 1 to 1587 code for a protein of 528 amino acids. The record is from RefSeq and is a predicted model, not a curated record. Gene Ontology annotation, biological process: amino acid transmembrane transport. The transcript is spliced from 2 exons. NCBI's taxonomy places the organism in Eukaryota, Fungi, Ascomycota, Eurotiomycetes, Eurotiales, Aspergillaceae.
AUGGAGAAAGACAACCCCCCCAGCCAUGAGCACGAAGUGUGCAUCGUCGACGAGAUCGAGUCGCAGCGCCUGGCCAAAGGCCUCGAGCAGCGCCACGUGCAGAUGAUCGCCAUCGCCGGCGCCAUCGGAACCGGCCUGUUCCUCGGGCUGGGCAGCUCUAUCCAGACGGGCGGCCCGCUGGGCGCCCUGCUGGGGUACGCGCUGGUAGGGACGGUGGUGUGCGCGGUGCAGUUUGCGCUGGGCGAGGUGUCGGCGCUGAUGCCGGUGACGGGGUCGUUUGUGCGACACGUCGAGGUGCUGGUCGACCCGGGGCUGGCGUUUGCGGUGGGCUGGAACGUGGUAUACGGGGCAUUGACCAGCGUGCCGAGCGAGAUCACGGCGUGCGUGGUGCUGAUCCAGUACUGGAGCGAGACGGACGCGGCGGUGUGGGUGACGGUGAUGAUUGUGGCGACGGCGGCGAUGGCGCUGCUGUUUGUGCGGGCGUACGGCGAGAUCGAGUUCGUGCUGGCCAUCCUCAAGAUCCUGCUCAUCGUCGGCGUCGUGCUGAUGGGCCUCGUCAUCGACCUGGGGGGUGUCCCCGGGCAGCCGCGGCUGGGCUUCCACUACUGGCGCGACCCGGGCCCGUUUGUGGCCUACAUCGCGACGGGCUCCUGGGGCCAGUUCCUGGGCUUCUGGGCGGUCAUGUCCAACGCCGUGUACUCGUUUGCGGGCGUCGAGAGCCUGGCCAUGGCGGCGGCGGAGAUGCGCAACCCGCGCCAGAACCUGCCCAAGGCCUGCAAGCGGGUGUUUGCGCGCGUCACCCUCUUCUACCUCGUCUCCGUGCUGAUCGUCGGCAUGCUGGUCUCCAGCAGCGAUCCGCGCCUGGCGGACGAGUCGGGCACCGCGGCCGAGAGCCCCUUUGUGAUCGCCGCCUCGGACGCGGGCAUCAAGGUCGUGCCCUCCAUCAUCAACGCCGUCGUCCUCUCCUCCGCCUUCUCCUCCUCCAACCAGAGCAUCCUGGCCGGCACCCGCACCCUGUACGGGCUGGCGCUCAAGGGCCAUGCGCCGCGCGUCUUCCUCCAGACCACCCGCCAGGGCGUGCCGUGGGUGUGCGCCCUGCUGCAGAUCGCCGUCUGCGGCCUGGCGUAUCUGACCUGCUCCAACAGCGCCCUCAACGUCUUCUACUGGCUGCUCGAUCUCACGGCCGCCGGCGUCUUGAUCUCCUGGAGCACCGUCGCCCUCAACCACAUCCGCCUCAUUCUCGCCUGUCGCUCGCAGGGCAUCAGCCCGCGCGAGCUGCCCUGGCACAACCCGGCGACCUACUACUCCUCGUGGUUCGCGCUGGUGAUGUGCCAGAUCUUCCUCUGGACCGGCGGCUUUGCCGUCUUCACGCGUGGCAACUGGAGUGCCGCCGACUUUGUCUCCUCCUACCUGGACAUUCCGCUGGUGCUGGUGUUCUACCUGGGCUACAAGUUCUGGAAGAAGACCAAGAUCGUGCCGCUGAAGGACAUUCCCAUCCGCCAGGCCUUGCUCGAGGCCGAGAAUGACCCGGAGAAUGUGCCCAUCAAGGCCAGCGGCUGGUCGAGAUUGAAUAUCUUGUGGGGAUAG